CUCAUAAUGCGCGCUACGGCUUUCCUCCUCUCGUCCUUUGUCGCGUCCGUGAGCGCGUGCCCCGACGGCCAUCUCCUCACGUCCAAGCCGGCGCUGUGUGGCAACCUCUGCCCGCUCCAAGGCGGCGCCAAGGCGCAAAGCUGCGUGUACUACCCAAGCAACCUCAGCGACUUCAAGUGCGAACAGUCGUCGCUGGGGACGUGUGUCAACAGCACGGCCGAGACAGGCUGCGCUCUCAAGUGCCUCAACAACAACUGGGCUGUCAACGGGUCCUAUACGAUUGGCAUCCGCGGUGCCAUGGGCUCGUUUGGUCGCUCCGAGCCCAUUCGCGUCGUCCAAGGGUACCGCGCGGCCAACAUUUCAGAGCUCGUUUUGAAAAACUUCAACGCGGAGAAGUACGACCUGAGCCUCCUCGACGGCGCAUUCACUAAGUCCAAGCUCAAGUCCUUGUGGAUCGAGAACGUCAAGCUAUCGCUGCAAGAGCACGUCUUCCCCCCGCAUGUCGAGUCGCUUGUGCUCCGCAACGCUGGCGUGCGUUGGAUCCCGAAAGAGGUGUUUGGGCUCAAGCGGCUCAAGACACUGGAGAUUACGGGGCAGUACCUCGAUACGACGCAGCUCUCGGCAGACGAGAAGGCGUUCCUUGCCAACGUCAACUGCACGUUCCCAGCCAACUAAAGCGUCGUCGUGGCAACGCGUUGACCAUUUUGCAUUUUUGCCGAUUUUAUACAUGCCCCCUUGAUGUUGCA
Molecule: messenger RNA, 746 nt
Organism: Saprolegnia diclina VS20
Lineage: Eukaryota; Oomycota; Saprolegniomycetes; Saprolegniales; Saprolegniaceae
Exons: 4
Coding region: 7-675 (222 amino acids)
Source: RefSeq, a predicted model, not a curated record